AUGGCCCCGCACGAAGGCUUAGUACACCAGAAGGAGUAUGACUGGCGGGACAGCAACGUCGAGCUUGUAGGCUCUGAUAUUGAUCACCGCGUCAAGUACAACUCGGCGGCUACGGAACCUGCUUGGACUACCGGGCAGAUCGGGCAAGCCGCAGGGCUGUAUGUCUGGCGCAUUGAGGAUUUCCAAGUGAUUCCAUGGCCAAAGGAGAAAUACGGCCAGUUUCACGAGGGCGACAGCUAUAUCGUCUUGCACUCCUACAAAGUCGGGGCCAAGGAUGGACAGGAGAAACUGGGCCACGAUAUAUUCUUUUGGUUGGGCAGCAAAACGUCUCAGGAUGAGGCUGGCACUGCUGCAUAUAAAACAGUUGAGCUUGAUGAGUUCCUACAUGGCGUCGCCAUCCAGCAUCGGGAACUUCAACACGAGCCUUCGGAUGAUUUCGUGGCGCUCUUUCCGCGUAUUUCGAUCUUGUCGGGAGGCGUACGCUCAGGCUUUACCCACGUGGAGACAGAUGAGCAGCCAAGGGAGACACUGCUGUUGCUAAGAAUCUUCAAGCAUCCCUCUGCCAAGCGUGCAGAUUCCAUCAUGGUUCACGAAGUUGAGCCCAAGUGGCAGAGCCUCGAUGAGAAUGACGUCUUCGUUUUAGAGAAGAAUGACAAAAUCUGGGUCUGGCAGGGUAAGAACUGCAGCCCCAUGGAGAAGGCCAAGGCGGCCCAGGUCGUCCAUGACAUGACUAUCGCAAAGCAUGUCGACGUUGAGGUCGUAUCCCAAUCCGAAUCUAGAUCGCGCGCCAUUGUGACUUUGCUUGGUGGCGAAGAUGCAGACCACCUGGACCUCAAGGCCUCGAGACCCAUCGUAUCUGCAAAGAGAGCGGACCACCAGAGGCCGCGCCGACUCUUCCGGCUCUCUGAUGCCUCGGGACAGCUGUCACUCGACGUGGUCAAGGACGGUGGGUCAACCAACAAGUCGGACCUUGAUAGCAACGAUGUUUUCCUCUUGGACACUGGCUCUGAUAUAUGGGUUUGGCAAGGUUCUGGAGCCAGCAAGGCCGAAAAGGCCAUGUGGAUCAAGGUGGCUCAGCUGUAUAUCCGUCGUUUCUCGAACUCUGAGGAUGGGAUCGAAGCACAAGCAGCCCCCGUGUCGAAGGUGGUUGAAGGCUACGAGAGCCCUGCUUUCUUCCGCGCUCUCGAGGUUUAG
Molecule: messenger RNA, 1194 nt
Organism: Neoarthrinium moseri
Lineage: Eukaryota; Fungi; Ascomycota; Sordariomycetes; Amphisphaeriales; Apiosporaceae
Exons: 2
Coding region: 1-1194 (397 amino acids)
Molecular function (GO): actin filament binding
Source: RefSeq, a predicted model, not a curated record